This is a messenger RNA of Hirundo rustica (Barn swallow), 1131 nucleotides long. RefSeq names its product signal recognition particle 14 (gene SRP14). Gene Ontology annotation, cellular component: signal recognition particle, endoplasmic reticulum targeting. NCBI's taxonomy places the organism in Eukaryota, Metazoa, Chordata, Aves, Passeriformes, Hirundinidae. The coding region runs from base 82 to 414 and encodes 110 amino acids. Gene Ontology annotation, biological process: SRP-dependent cotranslational protein targeting to membrane. The record is from RefSeq and is a predicted model, not a curated record. The transcript has 5 exons. Gene Ontology annotation, molecular function: 7S RNA binding; endoplasmic reticulum signal sequence receptor activity.
GGCCCCUCCCACCCCGGGGCGCUGACGUGGCGCUGUCCCCGCGCUGCGCGUGCGCACGCGGCCCUUCCGGAGCGGAGCAGGAUGGUGCUGCUGGAGAGCGAGCAGUUCCUGACGGAGCUUACCAGGCUCUUCCAAAAGUGCAGGACUUCCGGGAGCGUUUUCAUAACGCUGAAGAAAUAUGAUGGCCGAACAAAACCAGUUCCACGUAAAGGCCACGUAGAAAGUUUUGAACCAGCAGACAAUAAGUGUCUCCUGAGAGCAACUGAUGGAAAGAAGAAGAUUAGCACAGUGGUGAGCUCAAAGGAAGUGAAUAAAUUCCAGAUGGCAUAUUCAAAUUUGCUAAGAGCCAACAUGGAUGGCUUGAAGAAGAAAGACAAGAAAAGCAAGGCCAAGAAGAGUAAAGCAACACAGUGAUGGGACAGUGUGCUACCAUCACUAUAAUAGACUUGACCCUUGCUCAAAGCAAAGUCCAUUUCUUUUUGAGUUACCACUUGUCUUUGGCUUUCCUUCCAGCAGGAUACUGGGAUGUGAUCAGUUCUUUUGUUAAAACUGAGAGCAGAGGUGCUUUCUUUGGGUUAUUGUGUGGCAGGAGUAUGUACAGUAUUAUACUGAAAUAGCUUUAUACUCAGCUAUUUUGUACUUACACCACUGUUUACUCUGCAGUGUAAAACCUGUCUGGGGGCUUGUACAGGGUGAAGAGAAAUGCACCGUGCCAGAAGCAAAACAGGACUGGAGCAGGAGCCUCAGUAGUUACAGGGAAAGCAGGUGCCAACAUAUUAUCAGGAACAGCUGCUUUCCUGUUUCUGUCUGAGAGUCAUGUCUACAUGAUGCAGUGCAGAUAUCCCCAAGGCAACCAGCACAGUGCUCGAGUUCUUGCAGAGCCUUCACUCUUCACUCACAGCCUCCAGCUGUUCUGACCUGGGCUCAGCUCAGGGUGCGGAGGGUAGGACUGCAUCAUGUUCCCUUCAGACAUGGCUUAAAAAUGCUUAUGUCACCUAAGCUUUUUUUUUUUUUUUUUUUUAAAAACAUCAUCCUUCAGUAUAUUCAGGGAUCUGAAUUUUCCUUCCUUCAUAUGAGCAGAUGUAAAAAGUAAAUAUGUAAUUUCUCCUAUUAAACAUAAUGAGAAAUGGA